AUGCAUCAUCAGAUGCCACCUCAUCCAAUGCAUCAUCCUCAACAUCCACUUCUCUCAAAUCAACUACAGCCAAUUAAUCCUGAGACGCACACCUCAAUGUGGCUUGACGAUCCUUAUAAUGUCUCCAAUGCACCGGCGUCCCAACGUGAUUCCGGAUUUAACUCUCGACCAGCUUCACUGCGUAGUAUAGACUCCGCUGUCACAAAUACCACCGGUCCAAUUCAUCAUGGGCCAACAACACCCGCCGGUUAUGAACAACUUCCACCACCGUUGCCGCCCGAUCAUGAGAAUAUGCACCCACAGUAUGCUGAAAUGCAACCAGCCAAUGCUCCGCUUUCACGUCCUGAUCCCAAUCAGGUCAUACCAGAAUUGUUAACCUUACUCAUGGAAGAUGAUCCCGUUAUUGUGCGUGAAGCCAUUACUGUCACUCAAAUGUUAGUAAAGGAAGGUGGCGAUGCACGAUCCGAAGUUAUUCGAAACCGUGAUUUAAUCAUUGCUCUCUUGGAAAGUUUUUCGAAAGAUGUUGGUGAUGGCAAAAUCAUCUAUGCACUUGCGAGUUUGUUCCAUUCACUUUCUCAACAACAAGAAGGCCUUCGAGCGAUACUUGAAUGCAGCGGGAUACCCCGUUUAAUUCAAAUCCUUGAUUCGCCGGAUAAUAUUGUGAACUUUGUCAUAACAACUUUGCAUAAUUUUCUCAUCGUUCUGCAAGAACAAUCUGCUAAUGAAAUCGAUCGUGUUAAUGGUACACAAAGUUUCAUCCAUUUACUUCAGAGUGCCAACGACAAACUCCUUACAUUAGUAUCGGAUUGUUUACUGAAAAUGACCAGCUACAACUUAAAUUCUAAACUCUACAUUCAAAAUAGUGAAGAGUGCCUUCAACGUCUCCUGCACAUAUUUGAUACAUCGAAAUACGACAAAUUACUGCUGACUAUAUCGAAACUGUUUCCCAUCAUAUCCUCCGGAAAUGAAGUCAUCAAGAAAUUAUUCUUGCAAUACAAUGCUCUGAGUAUUUUUGAAAAGCAAAUUAAAACGACGAAAAGUAUUCGAAUUAGACAUAAUUGUUUAAUUGCAUUACGCAACAUAUCAGACCAAGCCACACGGAUGCGUGAUGUGGAUUCAUUAAUACAACAAUUAACCGGCAUUGUCGUCACCGAUGAUCAGCAAUCCGUGUUAUGUUCGUUAGGCAUCUUAAGUAACCUCACAGCAGAUAAUCGAACGAACAAGAGUUUAUUAGUUAAGUUGAAUGGUGUACAAGGAAUCAUGCAAAGAUUAAUGAUGAAUGCCGACGGAAAUGAUGAUAUCAUUGAAGGAGCGUUGUGUACUCUUCGUCAUGUCACUGCGCGUCAUGAUUUCGAAAAUGAAGCUCGAGAAGCCGUUAGAAAAUCGUAUGGUAUAGGUAACAUCAUAAAAUUGCUACGUGACAAAAAUUUCAAAGAGCACUGGGGUAUAAUCAAAGCUUCGGUGGGCUUAAUAAAAAACUUAGCAUUAUCACCCUCCAUAAUUCCACAACUAUGUGAACAAAAUGCUGUUCGAAGAUUGAUUGAAUUGCUGGUCAACGUCGAUCGAGAACGAAUGAAACUCUACGAAGAAAAUCGACAUCAGUAUUUACAUCAAUUUGAUGUCAUGAUUGAGCUUAUUGUCGGCGCAUUGAAUAACUUCGCCAAAGAUCUAUCAUGUAAAACAAUUAUCAAAGAAACGAAUGUUGUCGCAAUCUUUGUUCGCUAUUCACAUCUACCGUCUUGUUCGUUACAACAAAUUUCUAGUAAUCUAUUGAAAGAAUUGAAUAUCGAUCGAGAUCGCGUACAAUCAAGUGAUUCGUCAUCGUAUCAACAAUCGUACAAUAAUACACUGAUCGAUUCUCGUCAUAAUCGUCAGUAG
This is a messenger RNA of Adineta ricciae, 1878 nucleotides long. The record is from the annotation of a GenBank genome assembly. Lineage: Eukaryota; Metazoa; Rotifera; Eurotatoria; Adinetida; Adinetidae.